GUCUUUUAUUAGAAACUGUCCCUGCUCCUCCAUCUUGUCAUAAUGACGCGUCACAGCUUUGUGGCACUAAUCACACACCAUACACCUCAUCAGAAGGGGGCGUUCCCGGGGCGAGCAGAUGUGCGGUGGUUUGAUUCCCGGCUCAUUGUGGAGACAGAAGCAGCCGAGGACACACGCCUCCUCCUCCGCUGUGCCACAGACCCGCCGGACUCCUGCAGGAUGCUCCUCUGAGGACAGAAGUCAAACCACCGGAGACACUGUCCUCUCCGUGAGUCCACCGGGACACCGACGCCUCUCCUGCCGGCGGUGGCCGCAUGUUAGUGUCUUUGUUCGGCGGUGACAUCUGUCCUCCACCCGCAGCAUGGAGCAGCCGGAGAGGGAGCACAGGUCGGACGAAGACACGGAGUACGAGGACGAGGAGGUGGACCCCAGAAUCCAGGGGGAGCUGGAGAAACUCAACCAGUCCACUGACGACAUCAACAGAUGCGAGACGGAGCUGGAGGACUCAAGGCAGAAGUUCCGCUCCGUUCUGGUGGAGGCCACGGUGAAGCUGGAUGAACUGGUGAAGAAGAUUGGCAAAGCCGUUGAGGAGUCGAAGCCGUACUGGGAGGCCCGCAGGUUGGCCAGGCAGGCGCAGCUGGAGGCCCAGAAGGCCACGCAGGACUUCCAGAGAGCCACCGAGGUUCUGCGGGCGGCGAAGGAGACCAUCUCCCUGGCCGAGCAGAGGCUCCUGGAGGAGGACAACCGCCAGUUUGACUCCGCGUGGCAGGAGAUGCUGAACCACGCCACCCAGCGGGUGAUGGAGGCGGAGCUCGCAAAGACGAGGAGCGAGCUGGCUCACAAGGAGACGGCGGCAAAAUACACGGCGGCGAUAAGUCGCAUGAAGCAGCUGGAGAAAAAACUCAAACGCACCAUCAACAAGUCCAAGCCCUACUUUGAGAUGAAGGCGAAGUACUAUCUGCAGCUGGAGAACCUGAAAAAGAACGUGGACGAGCGACAGGCCAAGCUGUCUCAGGCCAAAGGCGAGUACAAGACGGCCCUCAGGAACCUGGAGAUGAUCUCUGACGAGAUCCACGAGCGACGGCGAAGCUCCUCCAUGGGCCCGCGGGGCCGAGGCGUGGGCGCCGAGGGCGACAGCGUUGCCGGGGACGACAUCUCCACCUUCAAAAUGGAGUCUGAUGGAAUAUCCAUGGCGUCGGUGUGUUUCGAUGAUGACGUGUGUGGCGGCGGCGGCAGCAUCAUGUCUGAAGAAGACUCGGAGACACAGUCCACCUGCAGCCUGGGUUCGACUCCCAGCAGCCCACAGGAUCUCAUGUCGCCCUGCACCUUCGCCAGCUCCUCCUCUUCCUCGUACACGUCCUCCUCCGACUCUCCAUCUCCGACUCCCUCGUCCUCGCCCUCCUCCCCUGCUCCUCCCUCCAGGCCCAGCAGUCUGGAUCUUCCCAGCACCGUGUCGUUGUCGGACUUCAGCCUCAUCUCGCCGGUGCUCGGGCCUCGCAGCGAGUGCAGCGGAGCGUCGUCGCCUGAGUGCGACCUGGAGAGAGGUGAGCGUGCAGAAGGUGCAGAGGGGGAUCUGGAUAACGCUCCUGCCACCAACAACAACAGCAGCAGCAGCAGCAGCUCGGUUCCCGUCACCAAGAAAAUCUUCAGCCUGGAAGCACGCUUCAGCUUCCUGAAUCUGAGACGCCCUCGCUCCGACAACACGAAAAAAAUAGACGGCUGCUCCCAGAAGGCCGAGCAGUCCGGGUUCACGGUGAAAGGAGUCUGACGGACAAAACAGAAGUCGUCAGCCUCGACGAUGAACGAUUAAGAGACGUUUACGAGCUUGGUACCUUUCCAAACUCCACCAUGUUGAAAAUGUGUUGGCGAUGGUGUACAAAUCUUGUUUGUGUUAUUUUUGUCACACUAACAGCUGAACUGCUGCCUGCGCACGAACACUGAGCUGAGGAUCAUCUGAAACCUGCUGCAUCAAUGUUAAUGAUUGGUGUUCGAUGGCUGUAAACCACAGAGGUGACGAGAUGUCCAAUAAAUAAGUUGGUCUCUUAAUGUCCUGCUGUACGCUCCCUGUUCCACCGCUCGUACCGUCCUCAACCUGUGUGUGUGUGUGUGAAUCGUUCAGGCUUCGCCGUCGUGAUCCUUCAAACGUCAAAGCUGCUAAUUUUUUCCACGCAGCUACUCGACGAGUAAUUCACGUUGGUUUGAGCUUUUCAUGUCAUUAAGAUAUCUGGUGCAUAUUCACAGUGACUGAGAAUGUGUCCUGAGGAUGAAAAGUCCCAGUUGCAGAAUAUAAAUACACACAAACGGCUGAAUGUGAUUGUGUAACGUUGACUUCAAGUCCCUCUGUUUAGCACUGACUUACAUAGAUCUGAGUCAAAAACACAAGACUUUAUAAACAGAUCAAUAAUCAAAGCUACGUCAAAGCUGUGAUAAUAGUUCAAUUUAAAUUUGGUUGAAUUUAAUAAUAUUAAUUUAAUGUUCUAUUUCUAAAUGCUAAACAGUGGGACUUCAAAGUAAAGUGUUACCUGUUACGACUAAACUGAAAGAGUGUGCUGCUUUAAAGCGAGAGCAUGUGACUUCUGUUUCUCUUAGAAAUGAAAAGUUGAAUUCAUAAUAAAUAAAACUGAAUCUUGUUUAAAUCAAUAACCUCUGGAGCUUUGCUGCGGCAGCGUCAUAAGGUCUUGCGUGACCGUGGCGGGGGUUUGCUCGUGUACGUUGUUGACGUGUUGCUGUGUAACUUCUGAAAGAAAGAUGACACAUUGUAACAUAUUUCUUCUUUUUACGAAUGAAAAGUUAAAUUAAUAAAAAAAAUCAAACACUC
Paralichthys olivaceus (Japanese flounder) is the source of this 2818-nucleotide messenger RNA. It is a transcript of the gene sh3bp5b, whose product is annotated as SH3-domain binding protein 5b (BTK-associated). Gene Ontology annotation, biological process: intracellular signal transduction; negative regulation of protein tyrosine kinase activity. Lineage: Eukaryota; Metazoa; Chordata; Actinopteri; Pleuronectiformes; Paralichthyidae. Gene Ontology annotation, molecular function: protein kinase inhibitor activity. Gene Ontology annotation, cellular component: cytoplasm. The record is from RefSeq and is a predicted model, not a curated record.